AUAUUAACAUUUCAUAUCUCAAAAAUAAGUAUGGCUGAACCGCAGCAGCAGCCAAAAUCGCUGCUGGACUCGGGGUGGUACAAUACGCUGCGCUACAAUGUGAUUCCACCACUGUUCGUCCUGGUCUUCACAGGAGCUGUCCAGUGGCUUGGCCUGCUGGGACGGACUCCCUGCCCAUUUGAUCGCGAGCAGUGCCCCAGGCUUCUUGGAAACACGGAAUCAUGGAUCAUUACGGGCGCAUUUAUAUUUUGGGUAUUCAUUUGGCUUUGGAUUCCGGACAAAAAGUUCAAAGGACCCAUUUCACCUGAGGGAGAAGAACCCGAGUACCAAGACAAUGGAUUUCAGUUUUACGUGGCGACCUGCGUUUUAUACUGCGCUUUGCAGUACAUGAAUCCAGAUUUGAGCCCAAUUAUAGUCAUCAACUUUCCAGACAUUUUAGCCUGCCUGAGUUUAUUUGCUCUACUUCUUUGCAUCUGGCUCUGUGUUAAUGGAAGACUUAUCAAAGGAAAAGUUCAGGAAGGUGCUCCAUUCUUCUACGACUUUUACCGAGGAUGUGAACGGCACCCUAAGUUUCUAGGCUGUGACGCAAAGCAAUUGACGGUCAGCAGAAUUGGAAUGACCUUGUGGCAGGUCCUGGUUUUGGCAGCAUUUUUCUCCGGUCCCAUCCGUGCGCCUGAAGUUGUUUCUUGUGCGAUCCAGUCAAUUUACAUAGCAAAAUUUUUCUGGUGGGAAAACGGCUACUACACAACUUUGGACAUCACCUACGACCGAGCUGGCUACUACCUCUGCUGGGGAGGCUGUGUUUGGAUCCCAGCCCUUUUCCCUCUCAGCCAGAUGUACAUGGCCCACAAUUAUUCAACCCUUUCAUCUUUUGGCGCUGCUCUUGUGUUCGUGAUUGGAGCUUUGGCAACGGCUCUCGAAUACCUAAUAGACCGAGAAAAGGAAAUUUUCGUUGCUUGGAGGCAAAACUUCAUCAAGAGGAAAGCUAAGCCCUAUCAGUUGUGGGGAAAGCAAGUUGAGUUUCUCGAAGUGUUCUAUACUGACCACAAAGGUGUGCCAAUGAAGUCUGCCCUUUUGACCUCAGGGUAUUGGGGUAAAGCCCGCCACUUAAAUUACACUUGCGAGCUGGUUUGCGCUUUGAUGUGCUGCGUCACUGCGGCAUUUGGGCAAAGCUGGAUUUUCCCUUUGCUUUAUUUCUACUUCAUAGCUGCACUGAUUCCCCACAGAAUUUUAAGAGAUGAAGACAAGUGCAGAAAGAAAUAUGGGAAGUACUGGGAUGAAUAUUGCAAGAAAGUCCCUUACAGACUGAUUCCUGGUUUGUUUUAAAUAAAAUAUCGUUAUUUUUCCCA
This is a messenger RNA of Neocloeon triangulifer, 1349 nucleotides long. RefSeq lists its product as uncharacterized. Gene Ontology annotation, cellular component: endoplasmic reticulum membrane. NCBI's taxonomy places the organism in Eukaryota, Metazoa, Arthropoda, Insecta, Ephemeroptera, Baetidae. Gene Ontology annotation, molecular function: oxidoreductase activity, acting on the CH-CH group of donors, NAD or NADP as acceptor. Gene Ontology annotation, biological process: brassinosteroid biosynthetic process; sterol biosynthetic process. The record is from RefSeq and is a predicted model, not a curated record. Bases 31 to 1326 code for a protein of 431 amino acids. The transcript has 5 exons.